AUGCAGAACGAACCUAUGUUUCAAGUCCAAGUUGACGAGACUGAAGAUACAGAAUGGAAUGAUAUCUUAAGAGCUAAAGGUGUUAUCCCAGAAAGACCGCCAUCUCCCACAGCUCAAUUGGAAGAAGCUUUGGAAGAAGCUUUGAAAAAACAACAUGAAAAUAGAUUGGAAGAUAAAGACAUUAGUGAUUUAGAAGAAUUGGAAGAUGAAGAAGAUGAAGAAUUCUUAGAAUUUUACAAAAAGAAACGUUUAGCAGAAUUAGCUAGUUUACAAAAUAAAUCAAAAUUUGGUGAUGUAUAUCAUAUUAAUAAACCAGAAUAUAAUAAAGAAGUAACUUUAGCUAGUCAAGGUGGUGAAAAAUUUAACACAGAUGAAACAAGAAGUACAACAUUCCUUGAUAAUAACCAAACAAAAAUUGUCUCAGAAGCUGCAGAUGGUAGUACGGUGAAUGGUACUAAGGACGAUAUUGCUAAGGACGCUGUCUAUGUGUUCGUUCAUUUAUCAUUACAAAGUAAAUUACAAAGUAGGAUAUUGGCACAUAUUUUCGAAUCAGAAGCACCAAAAUUCCGUGAAAUUAAAUUUGUUGAAAUACCUGCAAACAGAGCUAUUGAGAACUACCCAGAGGCUAACUCCCCAACUUUACUUGUAUAUCAUAAUGGUGAUGUCCUAAAGAAUCUAGUCACAUUACUUGAACUUGGUGGUAAUCAAACAACCACCAAGGAUUUUGAGAAAUUAAUGGUUCAACUAGGUGCGGUAGAUGAAAAGGAUAAUAGAUUAGAAAUGAAUCAAGAUGAUGAGGAGUCUAGAGAAGCUAGACUGGCAAAAUUCGGUAACACAUCUAGUAUAAGGACCGGGAUUAAAUCAAAAUUCAACGUAGGCGUUGGAAGCGAUUCAGAUGAAAAUUAUGAUGAUGAUGAUGACUUCUUUUCAUAG
Messenger RNA from Maudiozyma saulgeensis, 933 nucleotides. Lineage: Eukaryota; Fungi; Ascomycota; Saccharomycetes; Saccharomycetales; Saccharomycetaceae. The record is from the annotation of a GenBank genome assembly.